Megachile rotundata (alfalfa leafcutting bee) is the source of this 4792-nucleotide messenger RNA. RefSeq names its product liprin protein kazrin (gene Liprin-gamma). NCBI's taxonomy places the organism in Eukaryota, Metazoa, Arthropoda, Insecta, Hymenoptera, Megachilidae. Gene Ontology annotation, molecular function: protein binding. The record is from RefSeq and is a predicted model, not a curated record.
UUUCGUCAGUCGUUGUGAGGACCCCGGACCGUAAGUGUCGUGAGUCGUGUUUUUCCGCGGAUCGCUUGAACUUGUUUGUUCCCUUUAUUUUUUUUCUUCCCUCUCGCACGUUAUCCGUCGGUGAACGUGUAUAACGCGAUGUCAAAGUGGCGCUUUUUGAAUCGCGGUCGUAUUCGCGCCGCGAUCGGUAGUGUCGUAGUUCGUAGUAAAACAGGAUCACUGUGACGUUAGUGUCGAAGAUUGAGAUCGUUGAAUCGCGACACGCUUAGACGCGUUUCUGUUGCGCAGAAACUCGGAUGAUUGACCGUUACGGAAAUUUAAACAGGUGUGCGCUGAAACAACUCCUGAUACCGAACGCAGACGAUUUCAAGACGAGAAAGUAAGGAAGCAGAUUCGGGGUCGAUGAACAGUGUGUGUAUCGCAGUGUCUUGUUUCGCGAUCGUGAAUCAAUCAUCGUUUGCAGCGAUCGUCCACGGUAAUCAUUCUGCAGUCCUGUUCGACAGAGCCGUGAUUAGAUGGUCCCUUUAUCCAAGCUGGCAAUACAAGCUCCGUGAAGGACCACUCAGAGAAAUGAGCGCAGCCGUUGAAAACGGCAUGGAGGCCUCGAAGCCACGGGGCGUUUUCUCGAGGGCAUUCGCUAAACGGGCGCAGCCCUUCGAGGAAGCCCUCACUACCUUAAAUCGUUUGAACAAAGAAGGAGAAGCACUUGCCCUUCAGGAUGACCUCACAACGCACCCCACCUUGGCUUUGAUGCGACGCAUCCUUGCAGAUGCACAGGCAAAAUUUCGCGUGAUGGUGGAGGAGAACGCAGCGACUGGCGCCCGGCUUGACGGGGAGCUGGAACGAGCUAGGGGCGAAUGUGCGGUGCUACGCGGAGAGCUAAGGGAUGUUCGCGGUGCUUUGCCGGUGGUGUUAAACAAUAAUAACGCGAGUAACAUAGCGGCUGCCGGGAACAGCAACAACAACGCCAACGCGGCCAGUCCUGGACAAGAGAACGAGCUUCAGCAACAGCCGGAAGAUGGUAAGAGACUCAGCGCAGGAAGCAGCCCGGUCGACAAGAGGAGCUCCGCUAGCGAUAAAUCGGCUAGUCCUAUCGAGAAAAGAACUAGCCCCGUCGACAGGAAGGACAGAACCAGCCCUAUCGAUCGACGUGCCAGCCCCAUAGAAAAGCGGAAUGGUUCCCCGAGUCGCAGUCCAAGCGAGAAAGCCCGUCGACCUUACGCUCCAGCGUUGGAGAAGACACGGCUGGGUGGUUCCGGCGGAAGCGUGGAUUCUCGAUCCGGGAGCGCGAGUCCGGAUCGAGGAUCCAGCAACCGAGGCUUCUUCCACCGCGGCGGCACCGAUCGAUCCAGCGUCGAGCGAUUACGGAUAUCGACGAACCGCGAUUCCCUUCGAUCCAGCAAAGAAAUGAACGAUCACGAGAAGGACAGCGACAAGGAUCUCGUGGACGGCGAGGUACGACCCGAAGAGGACAAUGAACCACCUGGACCAGCCCCGGGCAGCAGACCCUCCUCGCCGGCUAAUUCUCUGGGAAUCGGUGAUCCGCUGGUAGCAUCGAGGUUAUCAAACAUUCAUGGCGGAGGCGGUAGCACAGGAUCCGUGGAGUUGGCCAGCACAAGAAGGCUACGACUCGAGAACGAACGUCUAGUAGCCGAAGUAGCGAGAUUGAGAAGAUUGUUAUUCACCGGAGCGGGACGAGGAGAGGUUGGCUCGGAGGAUGCCGCCCUCGAAGAGGAGGCACGAUUUGUUGCUCUCGAAAUGGAACUGCAACACGCCAAAGAAGCUCUCCAAGCACUAAAGGCCGAUCGUAAGAGGCUGAAGGCUGAAAAGUUCGAUCUUCUUAAUCAGAUGAAGGCACUUUACGGCACCCUCGAGGACAAAGAACGGGAACUGCGAGACUUUAUCAGAAACUACGAACAGCGGAUGCGGGAGAACGAGGCGACCUUAGGACGCCUUCAGCAGCAAGGAGUCGGCAUACCUUCGGAGGAACGGGAACGGGAAAGGGAAAGGGAACGUUGGAGUCUUUUAAGGGCGGCAAGGGACGAAGCCGAUCGAAGUCUCAGCCUAGCGGCUAGUUUGGCUGACAAAGAAGCCGCCCUUUCGCACGCACACGCGACCAUAAAAGAGUUGCAGCGUCAAUUGGCGGAAAGAGGAGGAGGCGGAAUCUGCUUGAGCGACCAGGAAUCCUUGGUCUCGUUCCCGAGGGGUAGCGUGAAUGGGGCAGCAACGCCGGGCGCCGGAAGCAGCAGCGGGGGCGGUGGUUGCGGUAUCAUCCCUCAUAUGAAUUCUCAGCCGCCGUUGGGAAGCACCGAGCUGGGAGUGAGUGUCGGGAACGUGGGGAACGCGGCCGGCGCCGGAUCCUCCGGUGGACAGGCUGGUGAUCGAGGAAGUUGCAGCGCUGACAGUGGAGUACGGGGGUCCAGCGAUCGGGAGAGCGGAGGGGCGACCAGCGUCGGUGGAAACCUUUCCGAUUCGACCACGGACGGCACACCGACAAUUACGGUCGAGGGAAGCGGUCUCGACAUGGACAGCAUCUCCGUGGUAUCCUCCAUUGCACCAUCCCACAUGUACCAGUCAGCGACUACACCGAAGGACUGCAGUCCCACGCUGUCGCCUCUGAACGCGUUCUCCAGGUCCAUGGACAACUCGUCGUUGUCAAGAUCUGUGGAACAGUUAUCGAGUCCUUUGGAGUCUGAACCUAGGAGGAACAAACAGAGCACGCCUAUCGCUGCGCCUGCUGCGCAUUCGAGAUCGUCCGCCACUCGUGGAGGCACGUGGGGAUCCAUUUCUAGAGUGUUCGCUCGUUCGCGACAUCGAAAAGCAGCCAAUAACUCGAGUGGAGGAAGCGGAAGUAACGAGGGCUCGGACGGAUUUGAUCCCUAUCGAUCAUGGUCGCCCCUUACGGAGGAAGGCUAUGCCGAGAAGCUUCGUUUGCUCAGAGAAGCUGCAUCCGUGCCUAUGGAGCGGUGGAGGGCACCCACUGUCCUCGCUUGGUUAGAAGUAGCCCUUGGAAUGCCACAGUAUGGACCGCGGUGCGCUGAAAAUGUUAAGUCUGGAAAAGUCUUGCUGGAGCUGAGCGACGCAGAAUUGGAAGCGGGACUAGGAGUAACGCACCCUCUCCACAGGAAAAAGUUGCGUUUAGCCAUCGAGGAACAUCGGCACCCAAGUCUCGUUCGUUAUCCGUGCAUCGCACAACUGGGUCACACCUGGGUCAGCUCCGAAUGGCUACCCGACCUUGGUCUCGCUCAGUAUUCCGAAAGUUUCGCUACCAAUAUGGUGGACGCACGGAUGCUCGAUCAUCUCAGCAAAAAAGAACUGGAGAAGUUACUCGGUGUGACCAGAAAGUUUCAUCAGGCCAGCAUCGUGCACGGCAUUCAUCUGUUGCGGAUGCUCAACUAUGAUCGUCAGGCACUUGCUGUGAGGAGACAUCAGUGUGAGCAGGUUGACACGGAUCCGUUGGUUUGGACGAAUCAGAGGUUCAUUCGGUGGGCUAGGAAUAUUGAUCUAACUGAAUACGCAGAGAAUUUGAAAGAUUCAGGCGUGCAUGGUGCUCUCGUCGUGCUAGAACCAUCAUUCACCGGCGACACGAUGGCCACUGCCCUGGGUAUACCACCAGCAAAGCACAUGAUCAGACGACACCUGACCGCCGAAUUGGAAGCCCUCGUCGUUCCAGCAAGAAGUCAGCUGGAGGUGGUCCCGAGGAACAGCACAGCCGGGGGUCGUCCGAUGAGCACCGUGAGCGCAGGCGGUAGCCUCGGUCGUGGCAGCAGGGCCCUUCAUCUUCAGCAUCAUCAGAGCUCCCUGUCGGCCCUUCAUAUGACCGCCAAUCACUCGGGAACUGUCGAUAGACGGAGAUCCAGCCUCAGGGGAUCGUUGAGUCGGGCGUUCGGUCUCCGACCCAGAAGCGAGAAGGCGUCGCCGUCGUCCUCGUCGGACACCGGAAGUUUGGCGAGCCAGUACAUGAGCAGCGCCCGAAGCAAUUCACCACCGCCGCCGCAAUUGCCACCGCGACCCAUCACCGGUAACAAGAGGCACCGCAGAGUGAAGAGCAUAGGCGAUAUCGACUACAUAACCAGCGCAGCAGUUAGCACGCCCGUCUGACAGGAGGGUAGGCCCCAACAUCCGGGGCCUUAUCGAAGCUUGAGCGAACGAGGAUACCCCUCCUCGUACUCUCCUUCGCAGUACAGCUCGUACUCGGGCUACAGCAACGUUCUGACCGAUCAGUACCAGUAUCAGACCGGCAACUAUUAUCAGCUUAAGGGUGGUUAUUACUCGCCGCAAAGUACGGGACCACCCUUCCCAGGGGUGCAGAGAUACGGCAGCCUGGCCGAGGAGGCGUGGUCCUGCACCACCAAGGACGACUCUGGCAACCCCAAGUCGAAUCCUAGGACUUACCUAGCUUAGCUCGACAGAGACGGUGAUCACGCGUUAAUCGACCGUGAUACGUUUAGAGGUUGAUAGAUUGCAGGAUUCGGUCGAAACGGUGCGGCUAAUAUUGUAAUGAAUUUGUCAGAUUAUAAUGUAACCCUUUCACCGCAUCUUUGCUUUGAAAUUGUACUAUUUUUUGAUACAUCGUGUCUGCGAAUUAACUCGAUGACAGGUUUAUAAAUAUUGGUAUGUUAUGUAAUAUGUUAGAUCUUGGAGAAUGUUCAGACUUGUGCAAUUUAGGAUUAUCUUAGUUGAAGGGAAAACAGCUUACUUCUCUUUCUUUAUACUCAAUUAUAUUCUUAAAUAUGGAUCAUUUUGAAAGUGGUGUCCUUUUUCACUUUGAGAAAAUUAAGGGUUAUAUGUA